AUGCUCCAGCGCAUAUUGCGGAAGCUCCGCCCGACUGACGUGGCGGCGGACGCGCUCCGGGUGGUGCUCGCCACGUGUCUGUGGGUGGCGAUUAAGGGCCAGGAGAGCCAAGACGCGGUGCCGCGAGCCAGCCAACUGGCAGCUGUAGCGCGAAUCACGGCGGAUUCACUGGUGGGGAUGGAGAUCCAGGUGCUGAAAUUGCUGGACUGGCGACCACUAGAAGGCUUCCACGUGGAUGGAGGAGAGGAGUAA
Molecule: messenger RNA, 252 nt
Organism: Closterium sp. Yama58-4
Lineage: Eukaryota; Viridiplantae; Streptophyta; Zygnematophyceae; Desmidiales; Closteriaceae
Source: the annotation of a GenBank genome assembly